GCAUUUGCAGAGUGAGACAAAGCGGAGAACGCUGGUGGGCCUGUUGUGGAGUACGCUUUGGACUGAGAAGCAUCGAGGCUAUAGGACGCAGCUGUUGCCAUGACGGCCCAGGGGGGCCUGGUGGCUAACCGAGGCCGGCGCUUCAAGUGGGCCAUUGAGCUAAGCGGGCCUGGAGGAGGCAGCAGGGGUCGAAGUGACCGGGGCAGUGGCCAGGGAGACUCGCUCUACCCAGUCGGUUACUUGGACAAGCAAGUGCCUGAUACCAGCGUGCAAGAGACAGACCGGAUCCUGGUGGAGAAGGUACAGAGCGCUGCUGGGACAUCGCCUUGGGUCCCCUCAAACAGAUUCCCAUGAAUCUCUUCAUCAUGUACAUGGCAGGCAAUACUAUCUCCAUCUUCCCUACUAUGAUGGUGUGUAUGAUGGCCUGGCGACCCAUUCAGGCACUUAUGGCCAUUUCAGCCACUUUCAAGAUGUUAGAAAGUUCAAGCCAGAAGUUUCUUCAGGGUUUGGUCUAUCUCAUUGGGAACCUGAUGGGUUUGGCAUUGGCUGUUUACAAGUGCCAGUCCAUGGGACUGUUACCUACACAUGCAUCGGAUUGGUUAGCCUUCAUUGAGCCCCCUGAGAGAAUGGAGUUCAGUGGUGGAGGACUGCUUUUGUGAACAUGAGAAAGCAGCGCCUGGUCCCUAUGUAUUUGGGUCUUAUUUACAUCCUUCUUUAAGCCCAGUGGCUCCUCAGCAUACUCUUAAACUAAUCACUUAUGUUAAAAAGAACCAAAAGACUCUUUUCUCCAUGGUGGGGUGACAGGUCCUAGAAGGACAAUGUGCAUAUUACGACAAACACAAAGAAACUAUACCAUAACCCAAGGCUGAAAAUAAUGUAGAAAACUUUAUUUUUGUUUCCAGUACAGAGCAAAACAACAACAAAAAAACAUAACUAUGUAAACAAGAGAAUAACUGCUGCUAAAUCAAGAACUGUUGCAGCAUCUCCUUUCAAUAAAUUAAAUGGUUGAGAACAAUGCAUAAAAAAA
This is a messenger RNA of Homo sapiens (human), 1027 nucleotides long. It is a transcript of the gene EMC4, whose product is annotated as ER membrane protein complex subunit 4. The coding region runs from base 351 to 659 and encodes 102 amino acids. Gene Ontology annotation, cellular component: endoplasmic reticulum membrane. The transcript has 5 exons. The record is from RefSeq and is marked validated. Lineage: Eukaryota; Metazoa; Chordata; Mammalia; Primates; Hominidae.